Messenger RNA from Ictidomys tridecemlineatus (thirteen-lined ground squirrel), 3210 nucleotides. It is a transcript of the gene Mettl21a, whose product is annotated as methyltransferase 21A, HSPA lysine. The record is from RefSeq and is a predicted model, not a curated record. Gene Ontology annotation, cellular component: cytosol; protein-containing complex. NCBI's taxonomy places the organism in Eukaryota, Metazoa, Chordata, Mammalia, Rodentia, Sciuridae.
GCCCCCGCCCCGCAGCGCCUCCUCCACGCCCCGCCCCCAGGCUCCCAGCGCAGCGGGGUGGUAACACCUGCCCCGGGAAGGGAGGGGGUGAGGAGCGCCGGAAACGCGUGUCUGGAGGACGGGGACCCGCCUCCGACCGCCUCUAGACUGUGGGGCUUUUUAAGGCCAGUCCUCUCCGCCGCCAACCCCGGCGGGGAAAACGUAGCGCGCAUGCGGCGCCGGGCACCCUCCAGAGAGUCUCAGCAGAAGCGUGGUUAGACAAAAUGGCCCUGGUGCCCUAUGAGGAGACCAGGGGAAUGGGGCUCCAGAAAUUCCACCAGCCUCUUGCCACUUUCUCCUUUGCAAACCACACGAUCCAAAUCCGGCAGGACUGGAGGCAGCUUGGAGUCGCAGCAGUUGUUUGGGAUGCGGCUGUUGUCCUUUCCACGUUUCUGGAGAUGGGUGCUGUGGAGCUCAGGGACUGCUCUGCCGUGGAGCUGGGUGCUGGCACAGGGCUGGUGGGCAUAGUAGCUGCCCUGCUGGGUGCUCAUGUGACUAUCACGGAUCGAAAAGUAGCACUAGAAUUUCUUAAAUCCAAUGUUCAAGCCAACUUACCUCCCCAUAUCCAACCCAAAGCUGUUGUUAAGGAGCUGACUUGGGGACACAAUUUGGGGAAUUUUUCACCUGGAGAAUUUGACCUGAUACUUGGAGCUGACAUCAUAUAUUUAGAAGAGACAUUCACAGAUCUUCUUCAAACACUGGAACAUCUCUCUAGCAACCACUCAGUGAUACUUUUAGCUUGCCGAAUUCGCUAUGAACGAGAUAACAACUUCUUAGUGAUGCUGGAGAAGCGAUUUACUGUGAGUAAGGCUCACUAUGAUCCUGAAAAAGAUGUACAUAUUUACAAAGCACAGAAAAGAAACCCACGGGAUGACUUAUAGUUGGCUACGCUUAUAAGAAUAUUGUCAUUGAGUGUGUCAGUUAAGGUCUUAGACUGGGAAUCUAACCAUACUUAAAUGAAAUGGUUGUUGUACACAUCUCUCUAACCAAAGGUUGUCAAGGGACAAAGCACAUAAGCAGUGUUUUGUUCUAUUGCUGUGAGUUUAGUCCUAUCUUACUCUGAAAUUCCAUCAACAUUAAAGGAGAGUGUGAGAUUGUCAUUUAUGCUGUUUCUGUCUCCUGCAUUGCUCCCUCUUGGUGAAGGGCUGGUAUAAAGGUGACUUUAAACCAGCUGAGUUGUUUUUGGCAAGGUUAAAUCAUGUAGCUUAUUUUAAACACAUUUGGAGAUUCAUAAUGUUUAUUCUAGUUUUGUAAUUUUUUGAGGUUUAACAUACAUUUCCUGGACUAUUGUUGCUGUUGAAAUCUUGUCCAUUUAGAUUCUAAGCACUUUUUUGUCUGUUUGAAAUUAAGUUGUGAGUUUUCUGCGUGGUCUCAUAUCUUGCUUUUUAGUUUAGUUUCAGGCUUAGGAGUGUAAACAAAGGAAUAAAUAAAAAUAAAAUCUUAUUUAUUUUUUGGAAGUACCUAAAGUCUUGAAAAAUGUGGAGAAGUUGUCUUCUCCGAAUUGAAAGCUGUGGCUCCCCUUCACCUUUGCCAUUUCUCAUGCUUUUGUUUAUUUAUUUCCUAAGCUUUCCCUUUUCCUUGUGCUCUUAUAAUGCAUAGGAUGAAAGGUUAAAAGAAAAAAAAGUUUUAAAUCUCAUCCCUCCACAAGAAGGUAGCUUCUGUCUUGUACCUGCAAUUGCUCAUUCAAUGAGUAUUCCCUGCAAGGUGACAGCUUCUGGAGGGUCAGAAAUAUUUCUGCUUCUUUCAUUGUUGCUUCCUCAGUAUCUAGUAUGUCACAGCCAAAUUAAGAGUAUUGAUCUUUGGAUUAUGUGUUUGCUACAUUUGUUUUAUGAUUAUCUUUGAUAGACUUUAUGGAUGAAGUCACCAUACAUGAACUUUUGGCUUAAACAAAUUUAGACCACAAGACUAUUAUAAUCUCAAUAUGGUAUUUGGCACCGGAGGUAAAUUCAUUUUACAAAAUAUUAUCAAUCAGACCUCCUUCUUUUUAACCUUUUGAUGAAUAUUUAGAUAUGAAAAUACCCAAGAAUAUAUUAGUAUCUACAUAUAUUUAAAAUAAAGAUUUUGCUUUAAUAAAAGUGAAUUCAAAGUUGUGGGUAUUCUGUGAUAUACCAGUUCAACACAAUUCUGAUAAAUACACAUGAAUAAAAAUGUCCUAGCUCACUGAGUCUAUAAGAUGCUAACAUACCAUGAACAGGGAUGCUCUCAUUAAACAAAUUUAAAGCCUGGCAAUAUCACCAAUACUAUAAUGAAAACCCAAUCUCAUUUAGGUUUGAUAUUAGAAAUGAAUAUAUUGCAGUUCAGUUCCUUUAAGCUCUUUGGCAUUGGAGGUAGGUAUUACAGUGGUAGGGGUAGGGAGCUUCAGGAAGUCCAUACAUUCCCUGGACUAUUAAUGCUGUAUCAGAAAGGUACUUGGAUGCUGUCCUAAGUGAGAAAGUGAGGUAAGAUGUCAUUGAAUUAUAUAUUACAUUUUCAUAAAAUAUUAACAUGAGAAUCAGAAAAGGUUGAAAAAUCCCCUAACCUGCUCUACAAAGAGAACAUGGAAGAAAAAAAAAUCAGCAGGAAUAGUUUGAUUGUCUGAGUGAAAAUCAAGUGACUUUUCUUGGCUUUGGGUUUGAAAUGUCAUUGUAGGACAGGUUCCUUGGGGAAACAGACUGAGAGAUGGAGAUUAGGCUGUAGAAAGUUUAAAUGGGAAGGCUCCCAAGAUAAAGAAGCCAUGAUUGGGAUAGAGGGAGCAUUUGGGCUGUGAUGCAGUCAGGAAAGUCCUUAGCUCCUUCUUCAGAGCUGCAGUAGCCCUGCAGUUAGACCAUAUUGAGGCAAGGUGAUGGGCCUUCAUGCCCUAGUGUGGAUUAGUUUGAAUGGAAGGGGUACAACCCUGGGCUAAAGACAGUACUACUAGAGGGACAAAGUUGAGCCAUCAGCCACCAACAUCCCAAAAAGCCAGGGAAAUGAGUCCUUUAGAGGUAUAUGUAGGAAUGGAGGGAGGGAAAAUGAAUGAGUAGCAUACUACAGUGUCCCACAAAUGAAAUUAUGACAUACCUUUUACUGUGUUAAAAGUAUUCAUUUAUCUGAUAAAUGUACACUAUAAGUGUGCUUGUUUUUGUCCUCAAGUUAAAGAUAAAAACCUAGUCCAAACCUAUUUUAUUAAUAAACUUUGACUCUUGCAUUGCUUAA